UACAUGAAAUAUAGGAAGAGUAGGUGCGCGCAAAGCCUUCGACAUCCUAGAAAGCAGCGCCAGCUAGCUAACUUUUUUUUGUGUCACUGCUGCUAGCCACAUUCGGGACAUAGCUAGCGUUAGCUGCCUGCGUUCAGAAGUUCACAAGCCGUUAGCUAGCUAGCUACUUUUUUUGGCAGCAAAUGUUUUACCUGUUAACGUUUCGACUCUUUCAAAGCAGUCACUAGCUACACAAAAUAAAUGACUGUGGUUCAUCGUUUAUAAUAUCAGCAAUGUGUAAAAACAGAAAAUGUUUAGAACCAUCUUUAGUAAAAGAACAAACCAACCGGUAUCAGCCGUGGGGCGGCGGGGCGUUAUUUUUGAAAGCUGCGUCAUAGACGUUACCAAAUUAGGUAAAGGGGACUAACUAGUUAGAUAGCUAGUUAACGUUAUAUACAGUAGGAUCUAUGCCUUUGAUUCUAUAGCUAGUGGCCAGUUAUUAACUGAAGAUGAGUUUAGACACACUCUUUCAACAAAUCCUUCUAACUGAACAACAGUUAACUGAACAGACACAAAAAUUCAAAGAAGUCAAAGUAGCCAUUAUCAGAUACAAUGAGAAGAUCAAGAGUGCCACUGAGAAGAAUGAAAAGGCCAAUGAGGAACUUGAUACAAAGGCCCAGCAGUUGUCUGCAAUGAGGCUGCAGCAUGACCUGAUGAAGAAAUGUGAAGACCAGAUGUUGAAGCAAAUUGAGAAGCUGCUCGGUCAUCAGAGCCAACUCAGGGAACGUCUCGCCAAGAUAAAGUGGGAGUCUAAAGAGGAAAAGGAAAACUUCCUUCAAGAGAUCUCGAGGUUCAACAGUGACUUCAGUCUUCGAGAAACCAGAGACGUGGUGUUCAAGAGCCAAACACACACUGAGCUCUUGGACCUGGAGAGGGAGGUGGAGGCAUUAUACAAAGAGAUGGAGCUGAUGAGCCGCAGGAACAGUCGCAUGAGCUCCAUGCAGGAGGAGAAGAGAGUGCUCCAGCUCAAAAUGCAGGGCCUGUAUAACGUCCACCAAGACCUGGAUCAUCAGUUGAGUGAGGCUGAAGCAAUGACAGAAUCUCUGAGAGCCGAGAGCCUGUUUGUCAGUCAGAAACCUCUCACUGACAGCACCUGUCUGAGGCUGAGGGAGGAGCUGGAGAUGCAUAAAGAAGGAGAGCUUCUGCAAAAGGCCCUCAGCUCUGAAAUACACUUCCUGAAGUCUGUAAGUUGUUGUUUUAUGAACAGCUUAGCUUUUUUAUUCAAGAUAAUAAACAGUUAAAACUGUUUUAAAUAGGACAAUGUUAUUCAUGUAUCUGGAUCCACAUCACUAAUUAGACCACAAUUUAAUUCACACUAACUGUAUUCUGAGUCUCUACUACAUCUCAUCAAUGUUAUAGAUUUUUUUUUUCAUGUAUAUGUUAUCACCAUACCACUUUCGCAUAUCCAUCGACUUACUUACACCUCACUUUGCGCCGGUUUUGGAUUGCCUACUUAAUCUGUACCUUUGUAGCCUAUUGUAUUCUGUUUUCUUGCACUAUAUUGAAUGUGAAACUGUAGGUUGUCUCGUACGCUUAUGCAUUUCUUGGCCAGGUUGCAAAUGAGAACCUGUUCUUAAUGGCCUACCUGGUUAAAUAAAGGUUCAAUAAAAAAUUUAAAAAUAUUCAGCCAGAAUCAGAUUAUUUGCAUGUCAGACCAGGGCAGAAAAGUAAUAUCUUUCAAAUAGAGCUAUGGUGGAGCACAUCGUGAUUCAUUGUCAACAUGUAACCGUGGAAAACUUUAGUGGGUU
Molecule: messenger RNA, 1787 nt
Organism: Perca flavescens (yellow perch)
Lineage: Eukaryota; Metazoa; Chordata; Actinopteri; Perciformes; Percidae
Product: coiled-coil domain-containing protein 172
Exons: 7
Coding region: 489-1280 (263 amino acids)
Cellular component (GO): cytoplasm
Source: RefSeq, a predicted model, not a curated record